CGAUCAGACAAGCCUCUACAGCCAGCGCGGCGGAAGACAUAUUCAGUCACCCUUUGCCCUCAGGUUUCGAUCGCAGCGGCCGGGAUACUGAACGUCACCGUCGGUCAGCAUCACCACUGGCAUGUCCUCCUUUUUCACGCUGCCCGCUUCCCAGCGCAAGCGGAAGAGAGACGAUCGUGCCACUGCUCCGGCGUCUAAGAAACGUGGAGUUUCUGGAAAUGGAAACGCUGGGGAGAAGAAGGCAAAGGAAAGACGGGAACGAGACGAGUCCAUAUCGGAAAGCGAAUUAGACGACGAUGAAGAACUGUCAAGUUCUGCAGAAUCUGCAGCAUCUGCAGCAUCCGAAGAGAGCGAACCCGAGUCCGACGAGGGCGAGACCGCGGCGGACAAAAGGCUAAAGCUCGCAGAAAGGUACUUGGAGAAUAUACGAGAAGAGGUGGAUGAGGUGGGAUUCGAUGCGGCGGAGAUUGAUCGAGAUCUAAUCGCGGAGAGACUAAAAGAGGAUGUGGAUGAGUUCAAAGGACGUGUGUUCCGGCAAAUUGCAGCACAAUUGUCUUUUUCUACCGCAUCGCACUCUUUCUUCCGCGCAGACACUCAGACCACUACUUCUAUCGCUGUCCACCCGCCUUACGUUUAUACGGUGUCAAAAGACAAGACGUUGAUAAAAUGGGAACUCGCAACUCCUACUCCGGCGGGCUCUUCUGAAUCAGAUAACGCAAACGGUGCCGGCGGAAGGCGCCCGCGGCCGCAGCGCAAGAAGCCAAAGAAUAUCAAAUAUACCCGUGGUCUUCAGAAGGUGGCUGAAAGCGAGGAGCAGCAAGGUCACACCGGAAACAUACUGGCGGUGGCCGUAUCGCCAUCGGGAAAAUAUGUGGCCACCGGAGGAGCAGAUAAAAAACUUAUCAUCUGGGAUGCCGCAACACUUACACCACAGAAGACUUUCACCCAUCACCGGGAUGCAGUCAGUGGUCUUGCCUUUGCCAGACACAUCUCGUCUAUGAGCUCUGGGGAGCAACUCUUUUCCGGGUCAUUUGACCGGACAAUCAAGACAUGGUCACUCAGCGCCAGUGGACAUGCCUACGUGGAAACACUUUUCGGUCAUCAAGACCACGUUACAAACCUGGCAGCCAUGACAAUUGAUCAAUGUGUCAGUGUUGGAGCGCGAGACCGAACUGCGAGAUUGUGGAAGGUGAUUGAUGAGACGCAACUUGUGUUCCGCGGCGGUUCUGCCAAGGCUCAAUAUCAGGAGAACAACAUUGACUGUGUCGCCGUUAUACCCCCUAAUCAUUUCGUCACAGGCUCUGAUUCUGGCAGUAUCUGCCUAUGGUCAAUCCAUAAGAAGAAGCCUAUCUACACGAUACCUCUUGCUCACGGUCUCGAUCCUCUUCCGCCUUUGGACGAGCUGUCGCCUGAAGUGGACAAGGAGACAGCCGCUCAAAAUUCUCGAUUCCUUCGGCCUACGCCCCGUUGGAUCACAGCCCUGACGACCUUACCGGGGACAGAUAUCGUCCUUAGCGGCAGCUGGGAUGGCUGGAUUCGUGCAUGGAAAAUUUCAGAGGAUAAGAAGAUGAUUUAUCCGCUCGGGGCCGUUGGCGGUGGCGCUAUUACGCCCUCACCCUCAUCACAACUACAGGAGACCCUCAGGUUUGAUUCUGACAUGAUGGAAGUCGAUCAAAACAAUAAGCACAGAGAGUCAUCAGAGGAGGCAGAAUCUGAACCUCUUUUGAAGGGUGUCGUCAACGAUAUCGCUGUCUUCGAACGCCGUCCUGAGCACACCAAGCCCGGUCAGAAACCGAAGAAAUCCAAGUCCAAAACAGGCGAUAAGUCCGCACCUGAACCCCGCGGCCUCUGUAUUGUUGCAGCUCUCGGCAAGGAGCCACGUUUUGGUCGAUGGAAAUGCUUCAAGAACAACAACCAUUAUGGGCCCGCUUCAGAAGGCCGCAAUGGCGCUGUGGUCUUCGAGGUCCCGUUCGCUGAAGGCGCUCCUGUUGAAUCUGCGGAAGAUGCGCCCACCACUGCCUAACAGUGUCGACCUAGAUGCUGUUCUCACCCGUCUCAACACCUUGCUUCACGGGAUCGGUGGAAAGAUCAACGCAUCCUUUCCGCGGAGCUGUAUGUUCUCUUAUGAUCUAUAGAGGCGCCGUACUUUCUGAUGGACCGAUCCUUGAUCAAGGUCCGUGUUCUCAAUUGAAUUGCAUACGCCUUUUUUUUUUUUUCUCUUCAACUGGCUGGCGUUUU
Molecule: messenger RNA, 2238 nt
Organism: Paecilomyces variotii
Lineage: Eukaryota; Fungi; Ascomycota; Eurotiomycetes; Eurotiales; Thermoascaceae
Product: putative small nucleolar ribonucleo protein complex subunit
Exons: 2
Coding region: 122-2023 (633 amino acids)
Cellular component (GO): small-subunit processome
Molecular function (GO): protein binding; snoRNA binding
Source: RefSeq, a predicted model, not a curated record